GCGCUGCCGAUCGCGCUCGCCACUUCUCUCUUCCGCCUGACUCGGCCGCCACGUGAAUGACGACUAAUACGUAAACAAACCCUAUCGUAUUCUUACCUUCGUCUCGUCUUAUCGAGCUGUAAUUGGAAUUGAGAUCUUCAGUUUCCCAAGACGUUAAGCUCAAGCCCUAAAAUGAUGCGAAUGGCCAUCCUUGUAACUUCUGGCAUUCUUGCAUCAGAAAUGAUAUGGCAGUUGUAUAAAGUGUACAAGAAACGUGCUCGGAGGUUGGCGAUCAACACUGCCAACGGCUGUGCGCAACAGCUCUGCAAAGGCGCAGAGAAAGGAAAAAUCUAUGAAGUUAUGUUCUUCAUGCAGUCUUCCAGUCUUUGUCGUUCGCAUUUGGGAAUCAAGAAAGUGUGCACGAAACCGAAUUGUGCAGUUGGAUACUUGAUGCGGAUAUUGGACUGUUUGAACUCUGCGACCGAUACUUUGGACCUAUGCAUGUACUUCUUCACGUUCCCAGACUUAGCAAAUGCAAUUAUAAACGCCAAAAAGAGAAAUGUUGUUGUAAGGUUAAUAUUGGACGAGUCCAUGGCGAAGAAUGACAUAAGCCAAAUAAUGAACUUUUACAAAGAAGGCAUUAGGCCGAUAUCGAAGCGAUUGGACACCCUGAUGCAUCACAAAUUUGUUAUUAUUGACAAUAAGAUUGUGAUAACCGGCAGUGUAAACUGGACGAAAUCAGCAUUUUUUGGAAAUUUUGAGAACAUUCUACUGACUAACGACCCAGCGAUAGUUCAGCCAUUUGUAAAAGAGUUUGAAAACUUGUGGACGUUGCUCAGUGCCGUAACUGUGGAAACUAAUCUAAGCAAUUCAAAUAUAGAGUAACAGUUUUCUCUUUUACUCCAAAUGUGCUUGUUUAAUUUCAACAGAAAAAGCCUAGAUAUCUUUUUGUUUAUUUUUUUAAAUGUCUGAACAAGAAAGAUUCUUGACUCGUGACAAUAUCUACUGAUAAACAGCUGUUAAAUAGACUUCGUAAGAAAUAAUAAUGUAUAGUAACGUUUACUAAGACUAAGUCUAAACUUAAGAAGUUAUAUACUUGUCUAACUUUUUUAUCUGAGAUAUCUAAAGAUCUUUUAUUUUACACUUUACUUUUUGAAAUGUCCGAACAAGAUUCUUGAUUCGUGAUAUUAUCAACUGACGUACAAAUGUUAAAUUAUUGAUAAGAAAAUACUAUUUUAUAUUCUAUGACGUUUAAGUUUUACCAAGAUUAAAUCUAAAUGUAAGAGUAUGUGUAAUGUUACGUAUAAUGAGGUAUGAUUUAUCCAAUUUUUUUUUAUUUUACUUUUUAUUUUACAUGUACAAACUCUUUAUAAAUGCAUAAAGAGACGAAUGAAGCCUCUCUGAUUGUUUGCUUGACGAUCUCAACAUGUAGGAAGACAAUGUAAGAUUUUUCUAUUAUAAAAAGACAAAGAUA
Molecule: messenger RNA, 1453 nt
Organism: Vollenhovia emeryi
Lineage: Eukaryota; Metazoa; Arthropoda; Insecta; Hymenoptera; Formicidae
Gene: zuc
Product: mitochondrial cardiolipin hydrolase
Exons: 4
Coding region: 172-864 (230 amino acids)
Biological process (GO): piRNA processing
Cellular component (GO): mitochondrion
Molecular function (GO): RNA endonuclease activity producing 5'-phosphomonoesters, hydrolytic mechanism
Source: RefSeq, a predicted model, not a curated record